AGCUUGCGCGCUGCGUGGGCCCUGCGCCGCCUUUCUUCCUUUCUCCUCGCUCGCUGUGCGUUAUGGCGUCGCGGGCUUCCGAGCCCAAUGCUGAGGUCCACAGGGCCCCUAGCCUCGGGAGGUGCCCCGGCCCUUCCGCGCCCGAGUCUCAGGCCAGUUUUGAGGUCCCCAUGCACGUCCCAGGCCCCGAGAGGGACCCCAUGGCCGCCAGGGGCCCGGGCCUCCCAAGGAACGUGCUCAGCGAGCGGGAGCGCAGGAAGCGGAUCUCGGCGAGCUGCGAGCGCCUUCGGGCCCUGCUGCCCAGAUUUGACGGCCGGAGGGAGGACAUGGCGUCCGUCCUGGAGAUGGCCGUGCAGUUCCUACAGCUGGCCAGCAGCCUGAUGCCCACCUGGGAGCAGCACCACGUUCCUGCUCCAGCUAGGGCCACGUGGCACGCGUGGCAGGGGGACGUUCUACAGUGGACCCUGGCGAGCCAGGUUUCAGCAGGCGGUUCAGACCCAGGGACAGCAGUGUCCGGCCUGACUCUGCAGCAGGAGCCCCUGGGAUCUGCGUCCCGGGGUGUGGGCGAGAGCAAGGCCCCAGCCGGGCUGUCAGAGCUGCUGGACGGGCUGCCCGCCCUGCCUGGACCCUCCAGCCUGGGGUCCCGGCUCCCACCCUGGCCUUCCUGCACCUGGCAGCCGACCUCCCCUAAGAUGAGCGAAGAAACCACUACCAGGCAGAGCCAGGCUGGGCCUCCAGCCAGGGGCACCACAUCCCCAGGCAGGCCAGCGGGGGAGGUGGCCCUGAUGCCUGCAGUGGAUACCAGGUCCACAUUUGGGCUGGAUCUGGAGGAUGGGGAGUCCUUUCCGCCGAGUGCCAGUCCCGAGUGGUGGCUGGGGUCCGUGGAGGCCAGAGGGACCCCAGCCAGAGUCUCAGCCAGGAGCAGCCCGGUGGGCAGGGCAGAGUCGAGUUUCCUGGGCGACCCCAUGCCCGGCUCCCAAGAACUCCAGGAUGGAGCUGUGGGAGCCCCUCUGGAGCUGUGGGGCUCAGACAUGGACACCUGGGGCCUGGACCUGAGGGACGACGGAGUGGACAGCAUCUUCACUGACUUCCUGGCUUGCUAGAGGCCGGGCAAGCAGCAGCAGUGCCCGUUGUGCACGUGGACGGUUUAUUUUGGUUUUGGGUCGCAGCUGUGCUCUAAUUUGAGCAAGGCUGGCAGGACCAUGCCGGGGGUGCCGAGUAUUAAAGAGGAAAAGCGUUUCUCCUG
This is a messenger RNA of Chinchilla lanigera (long-tailed chinchilla), 1246 nucleotides long. RefSeq names its product spermatogenesis and oogenesis specific basic helix-loop-helix 1 (gene Sohlh1). The transcript has 8 exons. Gene Ontology annotation, cellular component: nucleus. Bases 63 to 1103 code for a protein of 346 amino acids. Gene Ontology annotation, molecular function: DNA-binding transcription factor activity, RNA polymerase II-specific; protein dimerization activity; RNA polymerase II cis-regulatory region sequence-specific DNA binding. Lineage: Eukaryota; Metazoa; Chordata; Mammalia; Rodentia; Chinchillidae. Gene Ontology annotation, biological process: spermatogenesis; regulation of DNA-templated transcription. The record is from RefSeq and is a predicted model, not a curated record.